UGUUACCUCUGGCUGGCUUGUCAACCAUCAACUCCAGCACCUGGGAGAUGAACUUGGGGAACAAUUUCAACCAACUGGAGGAAGUUGGAGGAUCGCUGAAGUCGUCGGAGAGUAGCACUACUCUGUAUUCUGCUCAACCUAGUCGCGGACGUCAUGUUCAUGCAAAAAAUUUCUUGAUAGGUAGCAUAGCCGGCCUAGAAGGUUCUAUGUUGGGAAGCAAAGAACUAACCCGGAUAUUUCCAUCAAAGACUGUAGGGGUUCAUGUUGUCACCUGGAACAUGGCCAGUCAAAAAUCACAUGUAAGCGGGUCAAUAGACUCCUAUAAGACAAUGCAGAAAUACCCCGAAGACCUAGCAGAUCUAUGCUAUCCAAUAUCCAUAUGCGAGUCUGCUGGCAUCUUUGCCAUUUGCCUUCAAGAAAUUUCUCCAGAUAAGAAUGAACUGCUUAUUCGCCUUCAAGCAACGUUGGGACCUCGGCACGUGUUGUUCAGCUAUGCGUUUCAGGGCACGUUGGGUCUACUCAUUUUCCUGUCAAGAGAUCUCAUCUGGUAUACAUCAGCAAGCAGUAUUGUCGAGCAGAUAAGUGAAUCAUACUCUGUGUCUACAUUAAGUAUUCUAUUUCUGAUAAGUCUUCAAACAGACUGCUUUCUUUGUAUAGUUCCCCAGUCAACUGGUAUAACUACAAGGGCAAACAUACGGACCAAAGGAGCGGUGGCAAUUUGCUUUAUCCUCUUCGGAACGUCACUCCUUUUUGUCUCCAGCCACUUCAAAGCUAAUCCCGGCAACUUGGAUUUGCGCAUACAUGACUACAAAGAAGUUGUCAGAAGCUUGAAUCUGCCCAAAGUAGGAUUGGAACGUGGUUACCGUCAAAAACAUAAAUCAACUUUGGAUAGAUUCGAUGCAGUAUUCUGGGCUGGAGAUUUGAAUUUCCGUUUACAAAAAACGAGACGUCAGGUGGAAAACAUGCUACGCACAGAAAGAAAAAGCAGCGUUUUUGACCAUCUGCUCAACUUCGAUGAACUUGUCUCAACACAGCUGAAAGGUCAAGUCUUUCAGCAGUUCGAAGAAGGGCGUAUAAGGUUUCCACCGACCUACAAGUAUGAUAUCAAUUCGGACAAUUUCGACACUUCUGAGAAAUGCCGUGUUCCAGCUUACACGGAUCGAAUCCUGUACAAGGUUCAAAAGAAAGGCACAGUGUGUUGUUUGCAUUAUGAUUCGAUACGGACAAUCCGAUCUUCCGAUCAUCNACCAGUUUAUGAAAACAAAACGUCUGUCUCAAGCCCGGAUGUGACAACGUUGCUCUGGCAGCUGGUGCAUUCCAUCGAGAUAUCUAUAUAGCGGGUAACGAAAGAAGAGCUCUUCACUUCGAUUUGAUUCGUCCAAGACCCAAGGCCAGAACAAAGCUAUGCUCAGUGCAAUAGUAUAUUCGAACGUUACCACUUUUUUCAGCCUGCAAACCUUUACAAAUCUCGCCUCAGGUACUAACAAAUACAAGAUUUUUCUACGAAAC
Messenger RNA from Opisthorchis viverrini, 1509 nucleotides. RefSeq lists its product as hypothetical. NCBI's taxonomy places the organism in Eukaryota, Metazoa, Platyhelminthes, Trematoda, Opisthorchiida, Opisthorchiidae. Gene Ontology annotation, molecular function: phosphatase activity. The record is from RefSeq and is a predicted model, not a curated record. The transcript is spliced from 10 exons. Gene Ontology annotation, biological process: phosphatidylinositol dephosphorylation. The coding region runs from base 48 to 1337 and encodes 429 amino acids.